AUGGCUAUUCCAGUGUCAGACACCAUUUCCCACAAGAUGCAUCGAUUAUGGGACAAAUGCAAAACAUAUCUACAGCAUCUCAAUCUGUUCCCGUCCAUGGAAUCCAUUACAGAUGCACAUCAAUUUCGAAAUGAAAUCAUUUCCACUCGAAUAUUUCUUGUUCUCUUCAUUCUAUCUUUGGCCAUUCUUCUUCUCUACACAUCCGUUGUGAAAAUCACGAAGACAGUCCGCGUGCCAGCACCUUCCUAUGAAGAGUAUGCUCGUCUCAAUUCUUCAUAUUCUCAAACAUUAUCCUGUCCAUGUCAAAAUAUCUCGAUUGAUUACAGAGACAUCCUUCAUGUCAAUUAUACAUUACAUCAAACAAUAUCGGAUAGUCUGAAUCGAUUCUAUUCGAAUCAAUUUGUUACUGCUUCUGUCAUACUCUAUGAUGUGUUCCAAUCUCAAGUUCAAGCGUUAAUCGAUCAAUUUCAAUUGUCAAUAAUUAAUGACUUUUCGUCAUCGCUCACUAUGGUUCGAGAAACAACUCAAGGCAAUGCUUUGCUUUCGAACUUUCUCGUCGGUUACACAAUACGUAUCGAUCGAUUUACAAGUUCUUUGGCAAUACAUUUGGCCCGAUUUGAUGAUGAUUGCAUUUGUCCCACUUCAAGUACCUGUGUCCGACAAUCUUCUAUUUACACUUAUCCAGUCUCUAUGCCUCUAUUUAAAGUACCGAAUUUCUACAUUGGAUGCUAUGUAAUCGAAUCAUUACUUCAAUCAACACUUCAGUGCUUCUACGAUCAAAAUUGUAUCGACACAGUUAUAUCGUAUGUGACAUAUUCUCCACCAAUCGCAGUAACAGCUCUGAAUUCAUCACUUCCCAGUAACUACUUAAUCAACACUACCUUCAAUGACAUUCUUCAAAAUUUAAUGAUCGAACAGUGGAAUUCGUCCGUCAACCAUGAAGAUUAUUACAAGCAAUGUCACCCUGCUGAAUGCACUUAUAUUUAUGAGACGAGGAAUGAUUUGCUUUACAUCAUUACAACGUUGAUUGGGUUAAUUGGCGGUCUAUCAACAGGUCUGAGGAUCUUGGUACCAUUCGUAGUGAAGCUGAUAAGACGAAAAAAGCGACAACAAAACACAUUCAACGUGUUAACUACUCGUGAACGAGUCAAUAUAUUGUAUGAAAAGUUAAAAUACUCGUUACAAAACUUCAAUCUGUUUCCGUCGAUUCCACCUUCAACUGAUCAGUACAAGCUUUGCAAUCAAAUAAUUUCCACUCGAAUAUUUCUUGUUCUCUUCAUUCUAUCAUUGGCCAUUCUUCUUCUCUACACAUCCGUUGUGAAAAUCACGAAGAGAGUCCACGUGCCAGUACCUUCCUAUGAAGAGUAUGCUCGUCUCAAUUCUUCAUAUUCUCAAACGCUAUCCUGUCCAUGUAAACAAAUCUCAAUUAGCUACAAAGCGAUUCUUGAUGUUAAUUACACAUUUCAUCAAAUCUGUACAAGUAUUUUCGUAUCUGAAGAAUGGAUUAAUACUAUACCUAAAGCUGAUCCGACGUCCAUCAAUCCAAAUGACUUCCGAAUGAACUUCAUAUACAGAUUUCGUGCACUUAGUGACUUCUGCACGUUGAGCAAUCAGACGAUUUCGAAUGCUCUAAAUCAAUUCUAUUCAAGUCAAUAUAUUAGAUCAUCUGUCACAUCGUAUAAGGUGCUUGAAUUACAAAUUCAAGCAUUGAUUACUGAGUUUAAACUCUUCACAAUCAAUGAUUUUCUGUCGUCUAUUUCGAUGAUACGCGAAACGACUCAAAGCAACUCUCUUACAUCAGGAACUUUGUCAAGUCAUGACUUUUUUACCGGACCAAGCGGAUCUUCAGUUAGUACGGCGCAGCGUACCUAUAACAACUGUAGUUGCGCUCACUCGGCUCAAUGUACUGAAUCGACUUACAUUUGGGAUAAUUCUACCGAUUUGCCGUCGCUUUUAAUACCUGGUUUCGAUGUCGGGUGCUAUACAGUUGAAGCACUACUCAAAUCAACACUAGAGUGCCUUUAUGAUCAGAAUUGUAUCGACACAAUUCAAUUGUACAUGUCGGACAAACGUCCAUCGAACAUAACAUUUUUGAAUAUUUCAUUAUCAAGCAACUAUCGCAUAAAUUCAACAGUAAACGAUCUUCUGAAAAACUUGAUGAUCGAACAAUGGAAUAUCAACACAAUGUAUGAAAUUUAUUAUGAGCAAUGUCAGCCAGUAGAAUGUGUUUAUAGUUAUGAGACGCAAAAUGCUCCUAUUUACAUAAUAACAACAUUAAUUGGAUUAGUUGGUGGUUUAGCAACAGUGCUAAAAUUGACUGUACCUUUGACAGUCGAGUUGGUGGCAUAUUGCAUUCGAAAAUGGAAAACGAGACGAGUGAAUCCAAAUAGCCGGAAUGAAGCACAAUAG
This is a messenger RNA of Adineta ricciae, 2409 nucleotides long. NCBI's taxonomy places the organism in Eukaryota, Metazoa, Rotifera, Eurotatoria, Adinetida, Adinetidae. The record is from the annotation of a GenBank genome assembly.